Molecule: messenger RNA, 2583 nt
Organism: Durusdinium trenchii
Lineage: Eukaryota; Dinophyceae; Suessiales; Symbiodiniaceae
Source: the annotation of a GenBank genome assembly
UUGCAGUGACUGUGUCCAAACAAUUCGGUUGGCCGACUUGCCGCGUCCCAUUUGCUUGGCCGGUCGCCAUGCCAAUCAAUCUCGAAGAGCUUGAAACCGCUAUUCAGGAAGCUCUAGCAGCCAAGGACAGUCACCAAAGUACUGUGUGCUUAUCGGAGGUGAUUGAGACGCUUCAAAGUCCCUCCGACUUGGCAGAGUCGUUCUGGCCUGGCCACUCACCCAAACAUGGCCCAGCCAGAGACUACUCGAGGGUGACCGAAGCCUUCGAUCAACUGGUCAAGAAGGGCAGUUGUCGAUGGUCCUCCGAGUUAGCUGAUCUCGUUCGUGGUGCUGCUGCAUGGGCGAUGCCUGCCUUGCCUAGGCGCCCCUUUGCACACUCCGAUUUCAGUGACCGCUCAGAGACAGUCAAUGCACCUUUCGAGGUACAGGAGUGCGAUUUAGACCUGCUGGACGUUUCAGAACCUGAUAAAGCAUCUUCGCCGGCAACUGGAAGUACAGAGGAGCCGAAGGAUGCGACGGAUGUCGACAUGGACAUUGACCUGGACGAGGAGCCGUCUUCGCCCUGCAUAACAUGGUUAUCGGCUCUCUUGUCAGCCCUUUUGCCCUUGUUGACGAAUGCGCUACCACGUGACCAGAACGAGGUAUGCAUCAUUCCACACCCACACAAGAUGGAGCGGCAGGAGGCUGGAGAAGAAACUCUCUACCUGCACCUUGGAACCUCGGGCCGGCGGCCGGUCUUCAACACCAAGAAGAUCUGUGACAACUGCGGAACUCGAAUAACGGACCGCUACUACUACCACUGCUCAGAGAACUGCGACAUUGACUUUUGCCAGGAUUGCCAUGCGAGAUCCAGAGAUCUGUUGGAUGCAUUUAUGGUCGAGGUCGAUGAGGUCAACGAUGAGAACUUGUCCAGAAGGCUUUUCUGGGUCGUUGACAUUACCGAGCGGAUAGGAUGGCACGUCCUGCAUCUCAAUGCUGCUGACCGCAGAAAGCUGGCAAACGAGUUGGCUUUUGAAUGGCCGACUUCCCUCUUUGAGAGAUUAGCACAGGCCGCCAUCGAUGUGGUCAAUGCCCGUGUGGUUCAUGUCCAGGAUGUAAAAGACAUCCAGUCUGAUGAGAGGUUUUGGUAUGCCGUUGGUUGGCUUCAAUUCUUAUACAACACCAACGAGUUGCCUUGCAAGACAAGGCGCCUUGAAGAGCAGAGCAGUCGAGGUCCAAAGAUUGACUACGAACGCUUUAUUCUUGAAGGCAUCAACAAAUGCGAACCCCUUUCGGAAUUCCAGCGGUGGCGAAAGCAUCCAAGCGCCAAGGUGCCAAACGUCGUGGACAUCCGGCGCUUCAGAAUAACAGAUCACUUUUGCUCCUUUCUCACUCAUAGCAACCUGGUGCCUAUGAACUUUCGCAGAGUUUGCUUGCUGUGUGAUGUUUGGGAGCAGAUGCAGAAUGGACACAUCGUGCCACUUCAGCUCGAGGUUCCACGCGAGCCAAAACGGCUCAUCCAAGCUGUGGUGGAACGAUUUGGUGCAUGCUCCAACCACUCUGACCUGCGACAGCCGCUACGGAUUUGCUUCCAAGGAGAGGAGGCCGGAGGACCAGGAGUGACCCGUGAAUUUUUCCAGGUUGCCUUGCGCAGCUUCCUGGAUGGUGAGUUUGGAGAUGAGAAGUUGUUUGUUUACGAUGAACAGUCUAGAAUGUACUGGUUCAACGAACAAGCUAAGAAUUCUGAACAAUGCUUCCGCUCGUAUGGCAUUCUUUUGGGCCAGGCUGUGCUCAACAACACUCAUGUGCCGAAUAUUUUCCCGCGGGCUCUUUACGAUCGACUCCUGGAGGCACUCGUCUCGCCUUGUGCGCGGACCUUGUGCCUAGAGGACCUGGGGGCCGUUUGUCCCGACACGGCCAAGAGUUUGCGUCAGAUUCUGGAGUACACCGAAGAGGACAUUGCGGAGGUCUUCGGCGAAUUGGCCUGGCCUCGCGGAAAUCGAUUAGCAGAAGACCUGUCGAUUUCUCAAGCGAACAAGGGUGAGUUCAUACAGGCCUACAUUGAUUGGUUCUUCCAUGAGAGAAUAGACUCUCAGCUGAGACCUCUUUGCGAAGGCUUCAAGUCCAUACUGGGUGGCUCGUCACUGCUUCGUACCAUCGUCGAUGCCGUUCAAUUGGAGAAAAUUGUUUGCGGAGGAGCAGACAAAGUUGACGUCAAUGCCAUCAGAUCUGGUGCAGAGAUAGAGGGAUGGACAUCAGAAGAAGAGUCCGACUACUUGCCCUGGUUCUGGGAGGUGCUGGCAAGUUUCAGCCCUGCUGAAAAGGCUCAAUUUGUGGUCUUCGUCACAGCCAGUGACAGGGUCCCGUUGAGAGGAUGGCAGGCCCUAGGCCUUAUUGUGCAAAAGAAUGGCGUUGGAGACGACCGUCUACCUUCAGCAUACACAUGCUUCAGCCAAUUGCUUUUGCCACGCUUCUCCUCUAAAGAGAAGCUUCAGAAGGGCCUGCUCCUAGCGAUCGCAAACAGUGAAGGCUUUGGUCUGAGGUGAGACAAUUUCUCAUCCAUUAGAAAGACAUCUGAAUACAAUACGAGCAACAGAUACGGAC